AUGUUGCCGGAUCCAGUCACGGUCAAAAUCCCCACGUCCUACGAAUCCCUCCCUGUCAAGGAUAUCAAGGUGUCCCAUUACCCUGAGAAUACACCGGAAGCUACCCCGGUGGUAGUGGUGACGUUGAACCGUCCAAAGCAAGGCAAUGCCUUCACAGUCCAGAUGAUGCGCGAUUUCGAACUGGUCUACCCCAUGUUCGACCUCGACGAACGAGUCAAAUGCAUCGUCAUCACCGGAGCCGGCAAGAUGUUCUGUGCGGGCGCGGAUCUCGAAAUCGGAUUCCCCAGUGGAGGAGAGAGGGAGAGACUGGUGGAUCAUCGCGACAGCGGUGGUCGCCUCAAUCUGUGCAUCUAUCGAUGCCGGAAACCAACCAUUGUCGCGAUGAACGGAUCCGCUGUUGGUCUGGGUAUGACCUUGAGCUUGUCGGCUGCCAUCAGAAUCGCCCACGCCUCGUCAAAAUAUGGCUUUGUCUUCGCCAGACGGGGAAUCACCAUGGAGUCAAACUCGUCCUUCUUCCUGCCAAGGCUGAUUGGCUACUCGAACGCCCUGUACCUGCUCACGACAGGCGACGUAUACAGAGGCGAUUCGAAGCAUUUUGGAAAUCUUUUCCAGGAGGUCAUUGAGGAUCAAGCCGGUGUCUUGAGGCGAGCACUUGAACUCGCUACCACCAUUGCAGAGAAGACAAGUGUGUUGGCUGGAUUCAUGAAUAGAGAGUUGAUGUGGAGAGGAAAACCAUCAGCUGAGGAAACUCAUCUUCUCGAUAGCGCCGUCCUCUACCACAUGUUUGCCAACCCCGAUUGCAAGGAAGGUGUACAAAGCUUCAUGGAGAAGAGACAGCCAGAGUUCUCUGCAACUCUCGAGAAAGACGGCCCGCCCUUGUAUCCGUGGUUCAACGAGGUCGACACUGGUUCAAGACCUCGCGUACACCCAUCAAACAAGGCCAAGUUGUAG
Molecule: messenger RNA, 951 nt
Organism: Cladophialophora immunda
Lineage: Eukaryota; Fungi; Ascomycota; Eurotiomycetes; Chaetothyriales; Herpotrichiellaceae
Exons: 2
Coding region: 1-951 (316 amino acids)
Source: RefSeq, a predicted model, not a curated record